Danio aesculapii is the source of this 4195-nucleotide messenger RNA. It is a transcript of the gene flrt3, whose product is annotated as fibronectin leucine rich transmembrane 3. The transcript has 3 exons. The coding region runs from base 1034 to 2983 and encodes 649 amino acids. NCBI's taxonomy places the organism in Eukaryota, Metazoa, Chordata, Actinopteri, Cypriniformes, Danionidae. Gene Ontology annotation, molecular function: protein binding. The record is from RefSeq and is a predicted model, not a curated record.
ACUUGUAGUGAGCUCUAGGCAGCUGACCAGCUCUGCCGUCUUCUUUAUCUUGUCUCUCUCUGAGCCAAAGGAGUGUGUGCGCGUGUGUGUGUGUAUAUGUGAACAAGUGUGUGUGGAAAUAAAAACACACCCUGCUAUUCGCACCAUUGCUGUUACUCAGCCUUUCUGACAUUGGGCUCUUUUUGGGAAUUGAAUUCAUCUGCCGUCGCACUGGAUUUAUCCUACGGACUGACUUUAUUCUUUUGAGGAUAUUGUUUUUGAUUUUUCCCUUUUUGAAAAUAUUGAUUUGGAAGGUAUGACGUUCAGCAUGUGAGAGGGAAUGGGCGUCUACACAUCGGGCACAGGUUUGUGAAACAAGCCAGGGAGGCAGAGUGCUUAUAGCAGCACAGGAGAUUCUGCUUUCAAGCCACGAGGCUGGAUAUUUUUAUUCAUGCUCUUGCCGGGAGUGAGACUACAAGAUUCGGGCCUGACUUUAGAGCCUGACUUCAGAACCGAGCCGCCCUGGAUUUGAGCCCACCGUACUGCAGACGGACAGUGGCCUUAACGCCAUGACCAGUCUGCUUCGGGAGAGACAGGAGCAAUUCACUUCUCAAAGAGGACUCACAAAAGAGUCUAAUUAGGAAUCAGCUUAAAAAAGGAUUCUGCCCUUUUUUAUUUGCCUUAUUUUUGUUUUAUUCCUUUCUUUUGUGAUUACACUCACUGAAACUGCAUGUCUGCACUGAGAAGGCUGCCUGAGGUCUGGCUGGAAGCAGAGCUACUUGCUUUAUAGGUUUAUCUACCAUGGCAAAGCCUUUGAUUGCAUGAACUGUGGAUGCUGCAAUACAAGACAGGAGGUCACCGGUACAAACAAGGAUCAGUUCAGCAAAUACCAGCCUGGUCAGGAUAUAACCAAAGAGACCCCUUUGACAAGACGGACAAACAUCUCUUGAAAGAAUAGAAGGAAGGGUUUAAAGCCUCAUUGGAUUUUGGGUGGCUGCAGAGGAUUAGCUGGCAUUUCUAAAUCAGGGCAACAACUGCAAAGCGGACAUUAGCAAUGGCAAGCAAUUACAUGUCCUUCUUCAUCUUCUUCAUCCGAGCUGGGCUUUUGCUUGGCCUGGCCAAUCCAUUGAUGACCUCAGCCUCCUGUCCCUCUCAGUGCCGGUGUGAUGGGACUUUCAUAUAUUGCAAUGACCGGGACUUGACUUCCAUCCCUUCAGGUAUCCCAGAGGAUGCUACAGUACUUUUUCUCCAAAACAACCGCAUCAAAAGUGCAGGGAUUCCUACAGAUCUACGAAGGCUAAACGGUGUUGAAAAGAUUUACCUAUACUGCAACAACCUGGAUGAGUUCCCCACCAAUUUGCCGCUUAAUGUCAAGGAACUUCAUUUACAGGAGAACAAUAUACGGACUAUCACCCAUGCCUCACUGGCACAGAUUCCCUUCAUUGAGGAAUUACACCUUGAUGACAAUUCUGUGUCAGCUGUCAGCAUCGAAGAGGGUGCAUUCCGGGACAGCAAUCAUUUGAGAUUGCUUUUUCUGUCCCGGAACCACCUAAGCACCAUACCUUCCGGUUUGCCAAUGACCAUAGAGGAGCUUCGAUUUGAUGACAACCGCAUCUCAUCCAUCUCAGAGGCAUCACUGCAGGAUCUUAUUAACCUGAAGCGACUGGUUCUGGAUGGCAACCUCCUGAACAACAGGGGCAUCGGGGAGAUGGCCUUGGUGAAUUUAGUAAAUUUGACCGAGCUCUCAUUGGUACGAAACUCCCUGACGUCCCCACCUGCCAACUUGCCUGGCUCAAGUCUAGAGAAGCUAAAUCUUCAAGACAACCACAUCAAUCAUGUGCCACCAGGUGCCUUUGCUUUUCUGCGACAGCUGUACCGCUUGGAUUUGUCAGGCAACAACUUGAGCAGUCUGCCCAUGGGGGUAUUCGAGGACCUGGAUAACCUUACCCAACUGCUGUUGCGCAGCAACCCCUGGCAUUGCAACUGCAGGAUGAAGUGGGUCCGUGAUUGGCUGCGCACUCUUCCAUCUAAGGUCAAUGUGCGUGGCUUCAUGUGCCAGGGUCCCGAUAAAGUCAAAGGGAUGGCCAUCAAAGACUUAUCCACUGAGCUGUUUGGCUGCUCAGACACAGAGAUUCCAACCACAUAUGAGACCAGCACGGUCUCAAACACUUUGCCACCCUCUCGACCCCAGUGGCCCUCAUAUGUGACUAAAAGACCUGUGGUUAAGGGUGCAGAUCUGGGAAGAAACUAUCGUAGCACGACACCAUCUAGUCGUAAGAUCAUCACAAUAAGCGUCAAAUCAAGUAGCGCUGAGACAGUACACAUAUCUUGGAGAGUAUCUCAGCCCAUGACAGCCCUGAGGCUCAGUUGGCUAAAGCUGGGCCAUAGCCCUGCUUUCGGAUCCAUAACCGAGACCAUUGUCCAAGGGGAGAGAACAGAAUACCUGCUCACAGCUCUGGAGCCAGAAUCCUCUUAUCGCAUUUGCAUGGUUCCAAUGGAGACAAGUAACAUUUACCUGUCCGACGAGACACCUGUUUGCAUAGAGACAGAAACUGGUUCCCUGAAAGCCUACAAUCCCACCACAACCUUGAACAGAGAGCAGGAGAAAGAGCCUUACAAAAAUUCCAACCUGCCUUUAGCUGCAAUCAUCGGAGGGGCGGUGGCCCUUCUAGCCAUCAUCAUGUUGGCCCUGGUGUGCUGGUAUGUCCACAGGAACGGUUCCUUAUUUUCCAGGAACUGCACGUACAACAAAGGACGCAGACGGAAGGACGAUUAUGCAGAAGCUGGAACAAAAAAGGACAACUCCAUCUUGGAGAUUAGAGAGACCUCUUUUCAAAUGAUUCCCAUAAAUCACAUGCCUGUUUCCAAGGAGGAAUUUGUGAUACACACAAUUUUUCCUCCAAAUGGUUUAAGUCUUUACAAAAGUCCGCACAGCGAAAACAGCAUCAACAACAGAAGCUACAGAGACAGUGGAAUACCAGAUUCAGACUACUCUCAUUCAUGAUAGUGUGUGCGGAUUACAAAGACAUUUUAUUGCGAAUGAGUGACUUGGAGACUGCUUGGUCUUUUGCAAAAACACUGGAUUGAAAAGACUGAGAAAGCAUCGUUAUGUACAUUUGCCAUAUAAUUUAUAUUUAAGGACAAUUUAUUAAAAGGAGAAAAGGUUCUGAUUGCAGGCCAUCACUGAGCCAUCAGUGUAUGCUGCCACAAACUGCAAUUCUAUAUUUUAGAUAUUUGUAGUCAUUUGUACUGUACUUCCUUUACUUAUGGUUUUAGACCAAUUAAAAAAACGUUGUGCUCUACUGAGAUAUGAUGACUUGUCAACUGUGAAAGUGGGUUUUCAUUGCUGUGUUGAACAAUCAGAUUUUAGAAAACCAUGUAGUAUAAGCACAGGUCAAACUAUCGCUAUGUUGCUGUCAGUGAAAAAAAUACAACAAAAAACAAGACUGCGGGAAUAUAGGGCAUAGGUGAUCAAAGAAAAUACAGACACAAGUGUUUUGUUAACUCUAAGAAGCAGAGGCACAAACUCACUUUGGUGGUGUCACAGAAACCUCUAGGUUUCUCUAGGAAUCCUUAUUGCUCCUUCCAGAACAUUGCCAGGCUUUAAAAGAAAAAAUCCACUGCAACGUUUAGGAAACAGAUAUCUAUUACUUCCUCUCUGUCCUGGAAUAGGCAGCAACAUAGCACAGAAUCUUAAAUCCAUUGCAAAUUAAGCACACAGAUCUAAUGAAAGAUUAAUUUGCAGUAAGAUCAAAAGGGAUGGGCUAAAACAUAACAGAAAUCAAUAUUGCCUGUCCUGUAAAAGGGAAACAGCAUUUACCAUAUUCCUCAGUACAGUUAACCAAGUCAUGAAAACGUUGCCCUACAAAAUAAAUAUAUUGUGGGCAGAAAAAAAAUAUGGCAAAAAACACAUUUGGGCUCUUUUCUAUUUGGAAUAUGAAGUGUCAAUUAUUUUUUGUUCAUAUAAUUCUUAUUUGUAUUUUUUUUUUCUAAUUCAAGCCACUUUUGCGUUGCCACAGUUAAAUUGUUCUUUACAACUGAAGACCAAAGUGCAUUGAAUGCCCUUUGGCCAGUCUUGUAUGUGCCUUGAUCCAAUGCUUAUUGUAUUUAGCUUUUUCAACAAAAGAAAAAAAAUCAGUGACUUAACUUUUUUCAUACACACUUGAAUAUGAUAGGAUAUUGGUCAUAUUGCAAAUAAAAGUGGAUAAAACCUAAA